Blepharisma stoltei is the source of this 2000-nucleotide messenger RNA. Lineage: Eukaryota; Ciliophora; Heterotrichea; Heterotrichida; Blepharismidae. The record is from the annotation of a GenBank genome assembly.
AUGUCAAAUCAUACAGGUGUGGAAAUCGCAUGAAAAAAUUUUGAGGUCAAAGGACCUCUAACGAAGACAGAAAAGAAGAAAAGGAAGAUGAGCGGACUCCCAAUCGAUGAUAAAACCAUUAUCAGAAACGCAAAUGGCAUUAUUUCUGCCGGCACAUUUACCGCAAUCCUUGGCCCAUCGGGAAGUGGAAAAACAACACUACUGAAUUUUUUAGCAAAUAGAAUUUACUACUUAAAAGGCUUAAAAGUCAGUGGCGAAGUCUAUAUUAACGGUCAUUCUCGUAGUGAUAUAGAUUUUAAUUCGAUUGCAGGCUAUGUAAUGCAAGACGACGUAAUUAUGGAAACAAUGACUGUAGAAGAAGUCCUCACGUUCACUGCAAAACUACGGCUCCCUAAAGAGACUUGGAAAGAAAAAGUUGAUAAAGUGAUUAAUAGUCUUGAGUUACACAAUUGUAAACACAGCAGGGUUGGAGGGGUUCUAAAAAAAGGCAUUUCUGGUGGUGAGAAAAAAAGGGUGUCAAUAGGAAUAGAAAUGCUGAUUGACCCAGCUAUUUUAUUUUUAGAUGAGCCAACCACUGGCCUUGAUUCUUAUAACUCUGAAAACCUUGUGAAAAACAUGAGAAAUUUAUCAAAAACUGGGAUUACUGUAAUAUGUACAAUCCAUCAGCCGAAUUCUUUUAUAUAUAGUAAUUGCCCGAGGAUGGCGCUAUCUUGCGCCAUCCUUGGGCAAUUCAAAAAUGGCCCCACACCGGGAAUUGAACCCACGUGUGGGGCCAUUUUUGGUGUGUGUAGAACAUCGACUUCCACGCACCAAAAAUGGCCCCACACGUGUGUUCAAUUCCCGGUGUGGGGCCAUUUUUUAAAAAUUGCCCGAGGAUGGCGCAAGAUAGCGCCAUCCUCGGGCAAUUACAAUAUGCUAAUUUUGAAAAUGUGCUGCUCUUAGGAGGUGGAAAUACAGCUUUUCAUGGAGAUGCUCAACAAGCAAUUCUUCAUUUCAAUAAUUUAGGCUAUCCUUGUCCGAAGUUCAGCAAUCCUGCAGAGCAUCUUCUUGCCCUUUUAAGUCCAAUAGAUGACACUUUUAACGAAAGGAUGGAAGCUUUCAGGAAAAGUUUUAAUUCUGAGGUCACAGAGCUUGAAGAAAAAGAAAUUUCCCACAUUUUUAAAGCCAAAGAGUCAACAGUUUGAGAAGAGCUCUGAAUGCUUGGACAGAGAAUUAUAAAGAAUUUUGUCAGGAAUAGGAUGAUUUUACUGUUUAAGAUCAUUGGAAAUACUGUUUUUAUUCUUUUAACUUUGAUGGCCUUUUUUGAUAUUUGCAGUGGAACUAAUGCAACCUCAGUUAUGAAUCGAGCUGGCGUCAUUUUUUUUAUUUUAGUGUUUUUGUCAUUUAUGGCUGUAAAUGCUUCAGGAGCAUAUGCUGACGAAAAAGCUAUGUUUAUCAGAGAGCAAGCAAGCAAAACAUAUAAGCCAGUUUCGUAUUUUUUUAGUAAAUUAUUUUUUGAAGCACCAUUUGAUUUAACGAUCAGAGUUAUAGUCAUUUUUUGUAUUUAUUUAGGAGUUGGUUUAAGCUUAGCUAAUCCGGAACAAAUUUUUAUAUUCGUUGGAAUUGUGAUUUUAGUCGAAUUAUGUGCAAGAGGAUGGGGGACAUUUUUAGUUAUUUCAAUACCUGAUUUGCAGGCAGCCUCUGCCGCAGCUCCAUUUUUAAUGAUUAUUCAGCUGCUUUUUGCAGGUUUUUUUAUUAAUUAUGAUAAUAUUCCAGUUUACUUGAUAUGGCUGGAGUACAUGUCGAUGUUCAAAUACUCAUGGAGUGCAGCUCUUGAAAAUGAAUUUAACACCUGAGAUCAAGCCAAAUGCGGCCAGGCUGUAUUAUGUGAUCCAAUCGACUAUUUUUCAAUAAUAAUUUCACUGGGAAUCAACAUAGUAAUUCUCGCAUGCCUUGUAGUCGCGAUUAAUUUUCUCGCAUUUUUAGCUUUGCUCAAUCUCUCAAGAAAAUUCAGACUUUAG